Messenger RNA from Mesoplodon densirostris (Blainville's beaked whale), 2185 nucleotides. It is a transcript of the gene PLP1, whose product is annotated as proteolipid protein 1. Gene Ontology annotation, cellular component: myelin sheath; plasma membrane. The record is from RefSeq and is a predicted model, not a curated record. The coding region runs from base 262 to 990 and encodes 242 amino acids. The transcript is spliced from 8 exons. Gene Ontology annotation, biological process: central nervous system myelination; axon development. Lineage: Eukaryota; Metazoa; Chordata; Mammalia; Artiodactyla; Ziphiidae. Gene Ontology annotation, molecular function: structural constituent of myelin sheath.
AUCCCCUCAGGCAAGGGCUGUGUCCAGAAAUCCUCCCAUUACUCUGUAUUCUCCUCAAAACCUGGCCAAGUGCUGGAUACAGAAUAAGAAGAGAAGAGAGAAGAUCAACAGGAGAAAGGAGAAGAGGACAAAGAUACUCAGAGAGAAAAAGUAAAGGACCGAAGAAGGAGACUGGAGAGACCAAGAUUCUUGCAGCUGAACAAAGUCAGCCGCAAAGCAGACUAGCCAGCAGGCUACAAUUGGAAUCCGAGUCCCAAAGACAUGGGCUUGUUAGAGUGCUGUGCGAGAUGUCUCGUAGGGGCCCCCUUUGCUUCCCUGGUGGCCACUGGAUUGUGUUUCUUUGGGGUGGCACUGUUCUGUGGCUGUGGACAUGAAGCACUCACUGGCACAGAAAAGCUAAUUGAGACCUAUUUCUCCAAAAACUACCAGGACUAUGAGUAUCUCAUCAAUGUGAUCCAUGCUUUCCAGUAUGUCAUCUAUGGAACUGCCUCUUUCUUCUUCCUUUAUGGGGCCCUCCUGCUGGCUGAGGGCUUCUACACCACCGGCGCAGUCAGGCAGAUCUUUGGCGACUACAAGACCACCAUCUGCGGCAAGGGCCUGAGUGCAACGUUUGUGGGCAUCACCUAUGCCCUGACCAUUGUGUGGCUCCUGGUGUUUGCCUGCUCUGCUGUGCCUGUGUACAUUUACUUCAACACUUGGACCACUUGCCAGUCUAUUGCCUCCCCCAGCAAGACCUCUGCCAGUAUAGGCAGUCUCUGUGCUGAUGCCAGAAUGUAUGGUGUUCUCCCAUGGAAUGCUUUCCCUGGCAAGGUGUGUGGCUCCAACCUUCUGUCCAUCUGCAAAACAGCUGAGUUCCAAAUGACCUUCCACCUGUUUAUUGCUGCGUUUGUGGGGGCCGCAGCCACACUGGUUUCCCUGCUCACCUUCAUGAUUGCUGCCACUUACAACUUUGCCGUCCUGAAACUCAUGGGCCGAGGCACCAAGUUCUGAUAUCUUGUAGAAAUUUUCCUUUCUCUAAUAGCGAGGCUCUAACCACACAGCCUACAAUGCUGCGUCUCCCAUGUUAACUCUUUGCCUUUGCCACUGACUGGCCCUCUUCUUACUUGACGAGUGUAACAAGAAAGGAGAGUCUCGUGGUGAUUAAUGUCUCUCCGUGGACUCUCCCCUCUUACGUACCUCUUUUAGUCAUUUUGCUUCAUAGCUGGUUCCUGCUAGAAAUGGGAAAUGCUUAAGAUGGUGACUCCCCAACUGCAAGUCACAAAGAAAUGGAGGCUCAAUUCAAUUUUCAAGCAUCUCCUGAGGACCAGGAAGUGUUUUCUUCUCAAGGGGCACUUCCACUGAUGGAAACAAAGUGGAAAGAAAGAUGCUCAGGUAGAGAAAAGGGAUGUACCUGGCUCCCUUGCCAUUUUGGGGGCCAAAUAUAUUCUCGUUGGUGUACAAAACUGAGAACUCACUCCUGUCUCCCUAUUACCAUUGAAGAUAGAAGAAAAAAAGAAUGCUAGCAAAACAAUAAGAGCAUUUGCCCAAAUCUACCUAUUGCAGCUGGGAGAAGGGGGUCAAAGCAAGGAUCUUUCGCCCAUAGAAAGAGAGCACUGACCCCGAUGGCAAUGGACUAUUUAAGCCCUAACUCAGCCAACCUUACUUAUAGCAUAAGGGAGCGUAGUGUCUGUGGAGACAAAGGGGGCACCUGGCCUUAUACCUCGUUAGAGAAGAGAAACAAGGUGUUGUCAGCAUUUUCUCACUCCCUUCUCCUUGAUAACAGCUACCAUGACAACCCUGUGGUUUCCAAGGAGCUGAGGAUAGAGAGAAACUAGCUCAUAUGAAAAAAGACUGGCCUAAGGAGCAGCAGUUGCUAGAGGCUAACGGUGUAAACUGAGCCAGCCCUCUGGUAGACACAGGAUAGAUAACUCUCUGGAUAGCAUGUCUUCUUUCUGUUAAUUAGUUGUGUACUUCGGCCUCUGUCAUAUCUUCACAAUGGUGCUCUUUUCAUGGGGUAUUAUCCAUUCAGUCAUAGCAGGUGAUUUGAAGAUCUUGAUUUGUUUCAGAAUGAUGCACAUUUCACAUUUUUCAGUUUGUCUAUUGCUUGUUUGGGGUUGUACCAGAAAGGUCUGGAGAAUGAUUCUUUGAUUAUGAUUCUUUAACAAAUGAAAAUUGGACAUUAAAAAAACGCAAAUGAUGUGUAAAA